Molecule: messenger RNA, 6099 nt
Organism: Pangasianodon hypophthalmus (striped catfish)
Lineage: Eukaryota; Metazoa; Chordata; Actinopteri; Siluriformes; Pangasiidae
Gene: nek9
Product: serine/threonine-protein kinase Nek9
Exons: 23
Coding region: 666-3509 (947 amino acids)
Biological process (GO): protein phosphorylation
Cellular component (GO): centrosome
Molecular function (GO): protein kinase binding; protein kinase activity; ATP binding
Source: RefSeq, a predicted model, not a curated record
UGUCGGAUUGAAGAAUCAUUUCGGGAUCCGACUCUCCGCGCUUUGCCACGCCCCUUAUCUGCCUCAUAUUGGAGUCAGAGAAACGGGACCCGAUUAACUAAAAAGUGAUGAACACACAGCUAGAGCUCUGGAUGUAAUUGUGAUUUUAGAUAGAAACCUUGGCGUUGUAACAGUUGUAUAGUUCUGUGAGAGUUCCAGAGAGUUCUGUGUCAGCUGGCUAGUUACCUAAGUUUGUUAAAUCCGCGACGUAUCUAACUAGCUAGCUUAGCUAACGUCAAACUUUUGAGCCUUUUUUGGCGUGCCAAGCUGUUUGUCUGCGGGCUGUUAUGAAGAAGAAACAAGGAAACGUAUUUUAGAGUUAGUCGUACGUCUUUAAUAUCAAAUACGUGUAGUUUUACUGAGAUGUCAACUGAGUAAAUCCUUUUUUUUAACUAAAAUACAACACUAGUUUUGGCUAGGUUGCUAAUGCUAGCUAGACAACCAGUAGAAUUUUAUUAGCUAGCAAAUCUGACAAAAUCAUUGGUAGGCUCGAGACUGUACUUGUGCAGGAGUGUUAAUAUUACAAAUUUAGCUAGCUGGAGUGAUCAGGCUGCGCGGCGCUGAUCAUGUAGUAUUGUCUCAUUACUGCCAUCGUGUUUAUCAUCAACUAAACGGCUGUCAACAAAAUGUCAUUGGAAGAUUAUGAGCGGCAUUACGCGUCUCUGUCGGACUCGGGCUGCGAGUCAGUGAGCAGCGCCCCGGCACCAGGCCUGUUCAGCGGCGAGGAGGAGAAGUUACACUACAUUCCCAUCAGGGUGCUGGGGAAGGGCGCUUUUGGGGAAGCCACCUUAUACAGACGCACAGAGGAUAAUUCCUUGGUGGUUUGGAAGGAGAUUGAGCUGACCGGUCUCUCAGAUAAAAAGCGCAGAGAUGUCAUGAAUGAAAUCAGCAUCCUGUCCAUUCUCCAGCAUAACAACAUCAUAGCGUAUUACAACCACUUUAUGGACAAGAACACCCUGCUGAUUGAGCUGGAAUACUGCAAUGGUGGAAAUCUGUAUGACAAAAUUAACCAACAGAAAGGACAACUCUUUACACAGGAGGUUGUUAUAUGGUAUCUGUUCCAAAUUGCAUCAGCUGUGGCUCAUAUUCAUAAAGCUGGUGUUCUGCACAGGGACAUAAAAACAUUAAAUAUCUUCCUCACCAAGACAAACUUAAUAAAGCUAGGAGACUAUGGUUUGGCUAAGAAGCUGGAUUCAGAGUAUUCAAUGGCAGAGACAUGUGUAGGCACUCCAUACUACAUGUCACCGGAGCUUUGUCAAGGGGUCAAGUACAACUUUAAAUCAGACAUCUGGGCCAUGGGCUGUGUUUUAUUUGAGCUUCUGACUCUCACCAGGACCUUUGAUGCAACGAAUCCUCUGAAUCUGUGUGUGAAGAUCGUCCAGGGUAACUUUACUAUGGAGAUGAACUCAGAUGUUUAUUCAUCAGAGCUCAUAAAGAUAGUCUACGCAUGCUUAGAUCAGGAUCCAGAGAAGAGACCGACUGCUGAUCAGAUUCUUGACCGGCCUAUCAUCUCCUGUGAUAAACAGAAGUUUGAGGGGCGUGUGGCUGCACUGAAUUCAGCCAUAAAGAAGCCCAGGUUGAGCACAGUAUCAGACACCCCAGUUGCUGUAGUAACCACUCGUUCCAGAGAGGUGUAUUUCUGGGGAGGAGGGAAGUUCACCCCUCAGAAACUGGACGUGUUUAAGGGUGGCACUAGUGCUCAGCAAGUGUGUGCAGGGGAGACGCAUUUCGCUGUGGUUACUGUGGAGAAAGAGCUUUACACUUGGGCUAGUGUGCAAGGUGGUGCUAAAAUGGUGGGCCAGCUUGGGCAUGGGGAUCAGGCUUCAUAUCGACAGCCUCGCAAAGUGGAACGUCUGCAGGGAAAAGCCAUCAGGCAGGUGUCUUGUGGGGCAGACUUUACUGCCUGUGUAACUGAUGAGGACCAAAUGUACAUGUUUGGCUCAGACUAUUACGGCUGUAUUGGUGUGGAGAAUGACAUGGGUAUGGAGGUUCUUGAGCCGGUUCUGCUGGAGUUCUUUCAGGAACGACCAGUGCGACAGGUGUCUUGUGGAGACAACCAUGUGGUAGUGUUGACUCACAGUGGAGAAAUCUAUUCCUGGGGCUGUGGAGAACAUGGUAGACUUGGCCUGGACUGCGAGGAUGACUUUGCCUCUCCUAUGCUAGUGGAAGUGCCAAAGAGUGCCUCUAUUGCCUCAGUGUGCUGUGGCAACGAUGGAACUUUUUUCCUUACAGAGUCUGGAAAGGUCUUGGCCUGUGGAAACAACGAGUUUAACAAGCUAGGUCUCAAUCAAGGCAUUACUGGUAUCAAGAACCACCCUGGGGAGGGUUGUCAGGACAUACCAUACACAACAACUCUGACUUUAGUAAAGCUGCUUGCCCGGUUUAAGAUCCAAAUCAUCGCCCCUGGAAAGACCCAUACAGCAGCCAUUGAUGAACGGGGGCGUCUGAUGACAUUUGGCUGUAAUAAAUAUGGCCAGCUUGGUGUAAAGGACUUUAAGAAGCAUCAAGGGGUUCAACUGCUUUUAGGACCCUUUGGGGGAAAAGUUGUCUCCAAAGUGUCCUGUGGAGAUGGCUUCACGAUUGCUGCCACAGAGGAUAAUCAAAUCUUUGCCUGGGGAAAUGCAGGAAAUGGCCGUUUAGGCAUGCCUGCUGAUCGAGGAUUUGGCUCUGAGGUUUGCCCCGCUCUUCCUCGCCCCAUAUUUGGUUCCCUGCAUCACGUACCUGACUUGUCCUGCAGGGGUUGGCACACAAUCAUUAUCAUGGAAAAGCUGCUUAACUCCAAAACAAUCCGUUCAAACAGCAGUGGACUGUCCAUUGGAAGUGGGAUAGGUCAGAGCUCCAGCUCCUCUAUGGACUUGGAUAUUGAGCCUGGGUCAGACUCUGAGCUGCGUGAGGGCUUUAUGGGAGGCACUGUGGAGGUUGACCUGGAGGAGAGAGGUCCCGAGACUCCAUCAAUGGUAUUAGUGGAGAGCAAGACCAAUGAGAGUUCUUGUCCAUCUUGGCUCCGCAAGGAGCUGCUGGAUGCAGAAUUCAUCCCCAUGCCUGAUGGCUCCAGAGAUUCCAUGUCUAGCCCUCUCGCUACGUCUUUCACAGAACGCGCUACGCUCCCAUAUGACGAGCUUCAAGAACUAAAGGCAGCUGCUGCAGCUGCUGCUAGUGGGAAUGGCUUUAUGCAAACAGUAUGGGUAGACUAUGAGAGCAUAAAUGGCUUGGACUCUGGAGCAUGGAAGAAAAGUAACCUGCCACAACAAUGUCCACAACAGACUUGCUGCCAAGCGAGCAGUGAGCUUGCACAGCUCAAAGAAGUGGUGAAAAAGAAAGACGCAACAAUCCAGCUGUUACAGAAACAGUACAAUGACCAGCUCCAAGAGAAUGAGAGACUUCGGAAAGCCAUUAAUGACCUCAAAGAAGCAUCUGAUCAUUGUGACAAGAGGAACCACCAAGGGAGUCUACCUGAUAAAGAAGAAUGAGGGAGAGAAUGAGACAGAACAUGGAUUUUAUAACAGAAUGCAGACAAAAAAAUCUUCUCUGAACUGAAACCUCAGUGAGUGAGUAGCUGACUGGGGAAGAUGUUAGUCAUUUGGACCUGAGUCUUCCUUUCAUCACAGUAUGAGGGGAAGGACUGUGCAUCACAACAUAUUUUUGCUGCCUCUUGGUAAAAAUCAAAGAUUAUUCUCUUCUUAUGUUAGUACAAGGUUAUAUUAGUUGGCCACAGCAUUCCUGCUACAUCAUGUCUAUGUUUAUAUGCAUGUCAGGCAACAGUGUAAUAAUUUUUUAUUCUUGAACCACAAUAUGAAUAAUUCGGGAUCGGGACUGCUCAAGACUUGACAGAUCUUUAAUAUGUCUAUUUGGAUUGUGGAAGCUAUUGCCAAGACAGCACCUGACAAGCUUUAAGCCAUUUCACGUGUGGCGCCAUUAUCUUCAGUAUUGAUUUCUACACCAAAAUGUCUUUUGUGGUUUUCCUCACAGGAGAAAAUGCGUAGACAUUUCCUUUGGUUGUGUAUUGUGGGGCCUUUAGAUUAGAUAUGCAGAAACAAUAUUCAUAUCUAUUUUCUCAUAUGUCUCUUAACAUACUUUAUUUUGAAGAGUUAUUGAGACCUGCAACUAAUGAUGCAUCAUUUAAAAAUUUUAAUCCGUUAUGUGCGAAUGUGUAUAUGAAUGGUUUUCACAUAUCAUCCAAGAAUCUGUGAUGAUGAAUGUACUACUGAUUUUCAGACUAUGUGUGAUUGUCUCCCUCUUGUGGUUGCGGUGUGUAUUUUGUAUAGUUCAGGUGGCACUAAUGAGAGGUGACCUACUCCUGGAUGUUCUUUAUGUAAGUGUUUCUAAAUAUGGGUUAAUCUUGGGGUGCUUGUCAUUUCUUUAAUUGUGCCUCCUUGUUUUCUUUCUUUGUUCUUUUGUUUCUUCUAAGGAAGUGAGGAAAGGAAAAAGGACAGCAAGAAUCAAGGGUGAACAUAUUUACCAAUUGAGAGAUCCUUGCUUGCUGGAGCAUUACAUUAAAGCAACUUAUUGAUGAUGCUACACAGGGCAUAAUGAAUCUGCAUAUGCACCGCUUGGAGAUCAGGCACAUUUUAAUUGCUUUUUAUUCAAGGUUUUUAUUUGUACCUAUUAGUGAAAUUUCAUGCAUCAUGUUAUUGUAACAUUUAUUGGAAUUUGAUUUUAUAGGAGAGGUGUAUAUAACCUGUAAGAUAUGUAGAACAUAAAAAAAGAAAAGAAAAAAAAAACAGAUUAAGCUGUGGCCUUAGCAAAAGUUUAGUAAGUCACUGAGAAAACCUGUCUGGAAAACUGACUUUCGGGCUGGAAUGCUCGUUUGUGUUUGGAUGUGCCUCCCGUCAGCCACUGUAGAUCGUGGGGGCGGAGCUUUCUGAAGAUGCGUGGUAAUCAUUCAAAUGUCUUUCACCACCUAACCGUUAGAGACCUAAUCUUAAAAAAAUAAGAUUGGUCUUACUUAAUGCACUUUUAAAAAAUGUCUGCAUAUGUCACACGGUACAAAAAAAGUAUAGUAAGGAUCAGUAUUUUCUUUUUUUUUUUUUUAGAAGUAUCUCCUUCAUUCCUCUGAUUGCAUUUAAAGAACUGAUGUGUCUGUGAAAGUGGCAGGCUUUGAUUUCUGGGUCACAGGCUUAAAAAUGUAGGAUUGAUGAGUCAAGGAGGCUCAUUUAGAGUUUUGGGGCAUGCCUCUUUCCCACCCUCUUUUUUUUGGCUUGCUGCCACCUUAUUAGUGUCUGAAGGCAGAAGCCAGUUAGCUGAUCUUUUUUGUGGCGGGCUGGCAACACCAAUUUUUUUUUUUCCCCCAUUAUGAUGUUUUAGUUUAUUUUUUCCACUGGUUUCAUUAUAUUAAGCUUAUGAUUUUCUCUGCAGUCCACCUGUUCUGUUGAACUAUUUUACUAUAAUUAAUUUUUGACCUCUGCUAGUUUUCAGUGCCUGUGUGUGGGUACUCUGUUACAACCCAAUUAGGACAUAAAAAUUAUCUUGGGAUACAUUAUUCCUUUGUCUUUUUGUAUUACAAAAUCCUGUAGGUAACAUUUUAAUGAGAUGGUUAUCAAAUGUACAUCCAAUCUCGGAGCACACCAAAUUCUCUGCUUUUUUAAGGUACAGUGAAACCAAAGACAUUUUUGUGUGUGUACAUUGCAUAAUUCUAUUUUUGUAUUUUGUUUUCUUUAUGGUCAUUUUCUAUCCGUGGAGCUAUAAAGUUUAUUUGUAUGCUCCAUUUGUUAAUGAUGGACAGCAAAUUGCCGAUAUCUUCAGUGCAAACCCUAAGCUGUAGCCUGCAAACAAAAUAUAUAUAUAAUAAUACCAUUAAGUGCCUUGUUAACUUCUAAAGCAGAUUAUGCCAACUUAUGAUGGUAUAUAAUGUUUCUGCUUUCUAUAUUCCUUUAUUUUAUUGAGAUUUUCAUAUUUUUCAGAUACAUUUUCAGUGCUUUUCUACAUUGAUACAAGUUUGCACCAAAGAUUUUAUUGCCAAUGUCUAUUGGAUGUAUUGAAGUGUUUUCCAUAUGUAACUGCACAUACUUAAAAGAGAGAAUUGCAUGCAUUGUAUUAAUAAAAGCACUUGAGUUUUAAUAA